CUAGUGACUAGUGAUUUCAGCGUAACCUCACUUUUUAGUAAUGGAAUUGUUCUAGAAGAAAUUGGAAGAAAGUUUGUUUUGGUAGUAAUGGCUAUGUUUGGGCUCAUUGUUUCGGGACGGAUGGUUCAAACUGAAUUCCAACCUAUAUCAGAAACCCAAUUCGUUACAACCAUCCCAGAUGCCGAUAAUAUUAAUCACAUCGUGGUUUUCUUGACGGGGGUUAUACCAUUUCCGGAAGGGACCGCAGGGCAAGUGUAUUUCAGCUGGCCUGACCCCGACGCCCCCCCAAACUGGCAGCCCUUGGGCCACAUCUCCAACACCAAACCCUCUGCGAUCUUCAAGAUCUCGUCGCUAAAGAAACUCGAAGAAAUGGGUAGUUCGAUGAACAUUUUGUUCGGACAGAGUGACAUCGUCCACAACGCGCAAAUCGGUAUCGCGAUCGAACCCAUAACUAACAUUCAACAAAUAGUGCCGCUGAAUAAUCCAAGCAAUAACGUGACUUUCGCGCACAAGAUGUUGGAGAACUUUAUGAAUUACGUGUUAAGUUAUACAGUUACGCAGCAUCAAAUGAUGCCCGAUCCUUCUGCCACCUAUGUUCCGCUAGCCACCGUGCAGACUUGGUACACAAACUUCGAGAGACGGUUACGGCAAAAUCCAAAUUUUUGGAAGACGUAAUUCAAGUGUGACUCUUGUAAUGUGAUCUCUUUGAGAUUUUUUGGUUUGUGUUCAUCAAAGCUGAAAGGUCUUGGCUGUAAUUUGAACGGUUUUUUAAUUGAGUGUGGUCUUGUAGUUUGUUUCAUCUUAUUUAUCGGGCUUUUAUGUAGGUUUUAUAUGAAACAUAUCUGGUUUUAACUAUUUGCUUAGUACUUAUUAUGUGUAUGAUAUUGUAUGAUUUGAUUUUGUUUAAAGAUCGCCUGAGAGUUUUGUAAAUAUUUUGAACAAAAUAUAUUUUAAUGACAAAAUAAACAAGUUGGAAAUUUG
This is a messenger RNA of Zophobas morio, 981 nucleotides long. RefSeq names its product protein OPI10 homolog. The transcript has 3 exons. Gene Ontology annotation, biological process: protein import into nucleus. Gene Ontology annotation, molecular function: nuclear import signal receptor activity; Hsp70 protein binding. Gene Ontology annotation, cellular component: nucleus; cytosol. The record is from RefSeq and is a predicted model, not a curated record. Lineage: Eukaryota; Metazoa; Arthropoda; Insecta; Coleoptera; Tenebrionidae. The coding region runs from base 88 to 675 and encodes 195 amino acids.